AUGCGUGCUUCAUUGCUCCUUGCCGCAUUGGCUCCCGCUGCAUCAAUUGCCAGUACAUGCGAACCAAGCUUCUUCGCGCCUUAUCUCACUAGCAAUGUCAGCAUCGUAUACGCUCGCACUUUCACCUCCACGGAAACCUUUGAGGGGCCUUUGGGAAACUACACAGACCUGCCUGAAUACUGCGCACUCUACGUGAACGUCAGCUCAUCCACUACAUCCUCCUACGAAUUCGGCCUUUGGCUCCCAACAGAAACAUGGAAUAAACGCUACAUGGCCUACGGAAAUGGUGGAUUUACUGGCCAAGUUGCGUUUGCCGAUAUGGCACCUGGGUUGAACUACGGCUUCGCAGUCAUUUCAACAAACACCGGGCAUAACUCCUCCGUGAAAGAGGCUGGUGAUGCUGGGUGGGCAUUGAAUAACCCCGAAACAAGAACAGACUGGGGCUGGCGUGCUCUCCAUGGCAGUGUUGCUCUGGGAAAGAUUUUAACAGAAGCAUUCUACAAUGACAAUAUUGAGUACUCGUACUACGCCGGCUGUUCCACUGGCGGUCGCCAGGGGUUGAAAGAGGUCCAGAUGUUCCCCGAUGACUUCGAUGGUGUUCUGGCAGGGGCAUGUGCUUGGUGGACAUCUCAUCAGCAAAAUUGGGACCUAAAGCUGGCAUUGGAUAACUUGCCGAACAACGCCUCUCACCAUGUUACUACCGAAUUGAUGGAUGUCCUGGCCACUGAAGUGCUUCGACAGUGUGAUGGACAGGAUGGUGUGAAGGACAACAUUAUAAUGGAUGGUUAUGCUUGUCAACUUCGGCUCGAGGCAUUGCUUUGCAGCAGCCCCAGAGCCAACGCCAGUACCUGCUUCAGCGCUGAUCAGCUUGACACGAUCUAUCGAGUCUACAAUGAUUGGGUUGAUAUCAAUCAGACAUUCAUUUUCCCCUCCUUUGCUUGGGGGUCAGAAGCUCAAGUUUCUCUGAUGAUCAUCACAGACGACGAUUCUGUAGAUGAGCCUAGUGGAAUUGCGUAUCCUCGUGACUUUGUGUACAACGAUGCCAGCUGGCCCGCAGAAAAUCUGGAUUACGCUACGAUACAACUUUCUGACCUCCUGGACCCGGGAAAUGCUACCGCAGAUACAUAUGACCUGCGCCCAUUCUACCAACGUGGCGGCAAGUUGAUUCAUUACCAUGGAUUCGCUGAUGGGGAGAUCCCAACCGGAUCCAGCAUUCACUACUACCAGCAGGUUGAGAAAACUAUGAUCCCGCUAGGUUAUGAUUUGGAUGAUUUCUAUCGUUUCUUCCUCAUUCCUGGCAUGCAACACUGCUCGGGCUCAGUGCAUGGCGCUCCCUGGUAUAUUGGAUCCGCCAACCAACCCUCUGCUUUAACAGGAAGUAACGUGUGGGGUGUGCCUGGCUUCCGGGAUAGAAAGCAUGAUGCUAUUAUGGCUCUGAUGGCAUGGGUCGAAAAUGGUACUGCUCCUACCGAGCUGAUUGCUACCAAGUAUGUCGAUGAUACCCCCGCGCUUGGUGUCCAGGCACAACGCAGAACAUGUCCAUAUCCCCAGCGCGCGACGUACGUUGGCGGAGAUUGGAACCAGACAUCCUCCUUCAAGUGUGAGUAA
This is a messenger RNA of Aspergillus pseudotamarii, 1608 nucleotides long. RefSeq names its product Tannase/feruloyl esterase. The record is from RefSeq and is a predicted model, not a curated record. NCBI's taxonomy places the organism in Eukaryota, Fungi, Ascomycota, Eurotiomycetes, Eurotiales, Aspergillaceae. The transcript has a single exon. The coding region runs from base 1 to 1608 and encodes 535 amino acids.